CCUUUGGCGCUUGAAGCUUUAAACGCCACAACAGACGAUGUCUGGCGUACAGCCCCCAACGCCAGGCAGCAAGGCCGGUGGGAGCCCUGGAGGCGGUAACAAAUCCGUCAAGCUUUCGUUCGGGACUAAGACUCCUGGAAAUGGCAAGGGUAAAGAAAAGCUAGACCGCUUCAUCCCAACACGUUCAGCCAUGGACUUCGAUUCCGCCAACUACACUCUUAACAAGGAUGCUAAACAAAGCAGUGAUCAACGUGACGGACAGGGCUCGCCAUCGAAGGAAGAUUACCAGAAGGCUUUGGCUGCAAGCCUCAGUGUGAAUGACUCGAGCCGUAUCUUGGCGUUCAAGCAAAAGGCACCAGCAGCUCCUGAAGGUUACGAGAAUAAUCUGAAGUCGCUAUACAACCAGAACCUCGCGCCGAAUGCGGCCAAGAAGCAGUUCCGGCACGUACCCACGACACAGGAGCGCAUCCUUGAUGCCCCGGAGCUGAUGGACGAUUAUUACCUUAACCUGCUGGAUUGGGGAAGCCAGAACCUGAUCGCCGUUGCCCUCGGAAGGUCUGUUUACCUGUGGAAUGCUGGAUCUGGUAACGUUGAGGAGCUUUGCACGGUCCCCAACGAGGGCGACUACAUUUCUUCCUUGCGGUGGGGCAGCGACGGUAAUUUCCUGGCAGUGGGUACGUCGGAUGCCAAGGUGCAAAUCUGGGAUGCCACUAGGCGCAAGCAGGUUCGUGAGCUCUGCGGACACACGAACCGUGUAUCAUGUCUGUCGUGGAACGGCUCCAUCCUCAGCUCCGGAUCUCGCGAUUCCACCAUUGCCAAUUGGGACGUGCGCAAGCGCCGUGACGAAGCAUGCGUCGCUACGCUACGUGUGCACGAGCAGGAAGUCUGUGGCCUCACUUGGUCACUCUGCGGACAGCAGCUUGCCAGCGGUGGUAAUGACAACAUCCUGGCCAUUCACGAUGCUUCGUUCUCCCUUGUAAACAAGGUCCAGGCUCACACAGCAGCAGUCAAAGCUCUGGCUUGGUGUCCUUACCAGUCAAACCUGCUAGCUACCGGCGGCGGUACCGCGGACCGCCACGUGCGGUUCUGGAAUACGCAUACGUGUGCCAUGCUAAGUCAAAUUGACACGGGCUCACAGGUGUGCGCUCUCCAGUGGAACCCACAUGAGCGCGAGCUGCUUUCAAGCCAUGGUUACUCCAAACACCAACUGUGUUUGUGGAAGUACCCCAGCCUGGUCAAGGUCGCUGAGCUGUCCGGCCACCAGGGUCGCGUGCUACACAUGGCUACCUCGCCAGACGGCUGCAGCGUUGUGACAGCGGGCGCGGACGAGACAUUGCGGUUUUGGCGACCGUUUGGUGAGCCGCCCGCCCCGAAGGAUGCCGACAGCAAACUCGUCGCGGCGGCAAGUGGACCGAUGGCAACAGGCGCAGCUGCAGGCUUUGGUAGCCUGCGCAGUAUUCGAUGA
This is a messenger RNA of Volvox carteri f. nagariensis, 1465 nucleotides long. RefSeq names its product activator and specificity subunit of anaphase promoting complex (gene cdc20). Gene Ontology annotation, biological process: positive regulation of anaphase-promoting complex-dependent catabolic process; positive regulation of ubiquitin protein ligase activity; anaphase-promoting complex-dependent catabolic process. NCBI's taxonomy places the organism in Eukaryota, Viridiplantae, Chlorophyta, Chlorophyceae, Chlamydomonadales, Volvocaceae. Gene Ontology annotation, molecular function: ubiquitin ligase activator activity; anaphase-promoting complex binding; protein binding. The coding region runs from base 38 to 1465 and encodes 475 amino acids. Gene Ontology annotation, cellular component: anaphase-promoting complex. The record is from RefSeq and is a predicted model, not a curated record. The transcript is spliced from 9 exons.